Messenger RNA from Malaclemys terrapin pileata, 1735 nucleotides. Its product is annotated as fibronectin type III domain-containing protein 9-like. NCBI's taxonomy places the organism in Eukaryota, Metazoa, Chordata, Testudines, Emydidae. The record is from RefSeq and is a predicted model, not a curated record. Gene Ontology annotation, molecular function: protein binding. The coding region runs from base 566 to 1228 and encodes 220 amino acids. The transcript has 2 exons.
CUGAUGUCAUAGAAGUGCUAGCCUUAUUCACUCACAGCAUCACUGAAGCAAGCGUAGGUACAUACAGAGCAGCAUGUAACGGGAGUGCUCAUAGAGUAUACUGUCCAAGAGGAAGCAAGUGAGAGAAUCAAUGUCUUUUUUCCUGCAUGUUCUUUGAAAACCCAGGCAACAGGCUACUUAGACAAGAUGUGCUCAUGUACGAAUUUAAGUAGAAGAGAAAGAAACAGUGUCACCAGCAUCCCUGGAGAAUAGAAUUGCAAGUGUCAAGCAACGAGAAUUUAGUCCAGAGAAUCUGAGAGAGAAAACUGGCAAGUACAGAUCAUGAAGGAAAUCACCUAAACAAAACGACACAGAAAAUCUGAUUUUUCAUUUUUGCAAUCUCUCCAUCUGAAAAUCUUAUUCUAAGGAUUUAUAUCAGGAAGUGAAGAACACUAAUGUUUAAGAGUCACAUCAUUCUUCUCUGUGGUGAAGCUUCUGGGACAUCUCCUUAUUUUUCUGGAACUGGAACUAUAAUCUCCCUUUCUUGAGGGGAGACAGUUGUGAAAAACUAUUGAGUGGCAUCAUAAUGGGAGUAACAAUACAAAAUAUAACAGGAAGCACAGCAAUGGUAAUUUGGCCAACCAUGGCCAUUUGUGCUGACAGCUUUUACAGUAUUAUGUAUCAUCCCAACCGGAACAACAUGCUGUCAGGUUAUUCAAGAAAAAAUUUUCAGAAAGAAGAGAGAGUGCCUGCUAGUCGGUCUUCAUUUGUCAUCGAAAACCUAACUCCACUGACCACGUACAUAUUGUGCGUAACCUGCCAAUCUGCAAACCCCUCCAGCGACCAGUGCAGAAUUUUUCACACAUUAGAAGAAGAUCCAGCAUCAGCAAGCAACAAAAAAAAAGAUUUGGCCCUGGGAAUCUGGCUAACUAGCAGUAUUCUGCUUCUCAUCAUUGCCGGGAUCCUCCUUUAUGGCUGCCUGCAUAUAUGGUACCGCAAGAGACGAGAACGUGUAGAAGGACAAAACAUGACCUCAGAACAGGACAAGGGGGAGGCUUGGACAAUAAACAAGUCACACACCGCAGAGCAGUUUAACAGGCAAGGCAGAUUAGUCCAAAGUGUUGAGGGUAAGAAUGCAGAAGGUAUCCAACUGGCUACCAUAAUAGAAAAUCCCUUAACUUCUAAGGAGCCUACCAUGCAAAUUUCCAAAAGCCAGGAAUUAGUGCCGAUGACAGUCGGGCCAUUUUAAUUGGUAAACGCCACUGCACAGAUUGACUGUGCACCAUGUGUGAAAUAUUUUAACCCACCGAGUUCUAUACCUUUUACAGUUUGUAUUUGCGGUGUUUAAUUCUUGCUGAUGCACUCUCAUCAGCAUUCUUAUCCACAAUUGCCCCUCCCACCAUCACACAUACAGCUGGAAGGUUCUCAAUAUUAAGGUUUAGAACUAAAUAGUCUCUUGAUUUGAUUAAGAAAAUAUUAUCAAGCAUACAGCAUAGAAAUCCAAGGGUAGUCUUGAUUUUUGUUUUGGAGGGAGAGAAUAAGGUUUAUUCCAAAACGGUGAACCAAAAUAAACACACGAAUGGAAAGGGCAAAGGGAGAAUUAUUAUUAAAUAAUAAAACAAACUGAAAAUUGCAUAUUGAGACCUGGUAUUCUCAUGCUACAGGCAGCUCGAACACCCUGUAUUAAAUGAUUACAUCUAUAAUGGCCUGUCAUCUUUUUUAUCCACAUCAUUUAGAAUCAGGUUGUUUCUGAAAC